This is a messenger RNA of Bursaphelenchus okinawaensis, 789 nucleotides long. Lineage: Eukaryota; Metazoa; Nematoda; Chromadorea; Rhabditida; Aphelenchoididae. The record is from the annotation of a GenBank genome assembly.
AUGAGUAACGACAACAUGGAGGUUGAUGAAGGAGUUAAGAAGAGAUUUGAGGUAAAUCAUAAGGUUAUCCAUUCAAUUAAGGGGUUCCUACUAUUUAUGAAGAACAGUUUUUAAACUUGUUUUAUUCAUUGACGUUUUGAAAUUCUGUAUGUAUGAAAUAGCUUAUAACGUGAGGCUUUUUAUUCUGAUGUUUUUACAGUUUUGUCUUAAUAAUGGUGUUUUAGGUAAAAAAAUGGAAUGCCGUUGCUUUGUGGUCGUGGGACAUGGUCGUGGACACUUGUGCCAUUUGCCGCAAUCACAUUAUGGACCAGUGUAUUGAAUGCCAAGCCAAUCAAGUGAGUUCUUUGCUGUUUAUUUUUAUUUUACUUUAGGUUUGUAUAUAAGCUGCUGUCGGGGCAGCACGUAAUCGUAAAGAAUAUUUUCGUCUGAUAUAUUUUCAACGGUUUUCUUAUAGUUUAGUUCACAAGAUAUUCAAUUUAUUUUUUAAUUACAAAUUCAUAUUAAAAAGUAGGCAUAAUAAGGUGUCCAAGGAUUGUUGGUUUGUAAGAGAAUAAAAUUGAAAAAUUGUCAAAUGUGUCAGACGUUCCUAUAGGUUUUCCUUUCUUUUGUUAUAGUGAUCUUUUGACGUUUUCUUAAAUUCAGGCAGCCAGUAACAACCAAGAAUGUACAGUGGCCUGGGGAGUGUGUAACCAUGCCUUCCAUUUUCAUUGUAUUUCUCGAUGGUUAAAGACGCGUCAAGUGUGUCCUCUGGACAACAGAGAAUGGGAAUUCCAACGAUACGGGCACUAA